UUGAGUAAAGAAUGUGUAAUGUCCAUAUUACAAGAAAUAACAGAAAAACUGGAACCAAAGCAAAAGAAAGUGUGUGCAAUUUCUCCUCUCAAUCAAUUAUUGGUAGCAUUAAGAUUUUAUGCAACGGGAAGUUUUUUUUUUUAGAGUUUCGGGAGAUUUGUCUGGUGUACAUGAGAGCACUGCUUCACGAAUCGUUACGAAAGUACCAAGGGCACUUGCAUCUCUUUAUAAAAAUUAUGUUACAUUUCCAACCGGAAACAAGCAUUUAGAAACACAGAGAAAUUUUAUGCAGCAGAGUGGAAUUCCUGGGAUCAUAGGGGUUAUAGACUGUACUCAUAUUCCGAUUCAAUCCCCAGGAGGAGACAGUGCCGAAUUAUUUCGGAACAGAAAACGUUAUUUUUCAAUUAAUGUUCAAGCCAUAUGUGAUCAUGAAUUGAUGAUUACAAAUCUUGUUGCUAGAUGGCCUGGGAGUACCCACGAUAGUAGAAUAUUUCAAAAUAGCAACAUUUGUGCACGGUUGGAAAGAAGAGAAAUUCAGGGAAUUAUAAUAGGGGAUAAUGGAUACCCACUCAGACCAUACUUGAUUACUCCAUUACUCACAUGUAGAAACAGGGAGGAAAGGCGUUUCAAUUUUGCACUAUGUAAUGCUCGAGUGAAAAUAGAGAAUGUAUUCGGAAUAUGGAAAAGAAGAUUUCCAUGUCUACGACAGCAGUUCCGACUUAAGUUAUCAACAAGUUUACUGGUUAUUACAGAGUGUUCUGUGUUAUACAACAUUGCAAGGAAAGCUGCUGUCCCUGUCCCUGAAACAAAUUAUGACAAUCCAGAUGAUGUUCCAGUUCCCGUGUUACCAAACCAAAAUCAAGGAGGACAAGCUCUGAGAAGUAGCAGUGUGUGUGGCAGUGCUGGAGGUUGACGUGGACAAAUCUUUUCUUGAAUGGGAUGAUUGUGAGGAAUCCUUCUGCAAGUUUGCAUCAUCACUUUCCUGUGGCACUUGUUCCUGAAAUAAAAUAAAA
Molecule: messenger RNA, 1013 nt
Organism: Ostrea edulis (European flat oyster)
Lineage: Eukaryota; Metazoa; Mollusca; Bivalvia; Ostreida; Ostreidae
Product: putative nuclease HARBI1
Exons: 2
Coding region: 119-913 (264 amino acids)
Source: RefSeq, a predicted model, not a curated record